This is a messenger RNA of Lineus longissimus, 3232 nucleotides long. Its product is annotated as UDP-sugar transporter protein SLC35A5-like. NCBI's taxonomy places the organism in Eukaryota, Metazoa, Nemertea, Pilidiophora, Heteronemertea, Lineidae. Gene Ontology annotation, molecular function: pyrimidine nucleotide-sugar transmembrane transporter activity. The transcript has 6 exons. The coding region runs from base 178 to 1425 and encodes 415 amino acids. Gene Ontology annotation, biological process: pyrimidine nucleotide-sugar transmembrane transport. The record is from RefSeq and is a predicted model, not a curated record. Gene Ontology annotation, cellular component: Golgi membrane.
AGCGAUAAAUUUUAAGAAUAAUUCGUGGUGCGUUUUGAGAAGUACCACGUCCACGAAUUUUAUCAUGUUUAUUUUUCGAAAAUGUUCGUAAUUGCAGAUUACGGCUCCCGUGAAUUAAGAAAUAGUGCUUUAGGGAAUAAUAGGUUUGCCACUUUGAUUGAAGAGUGAAAUAAGAAAAUGAAGUGGCCUCGUUCCAUCUUGACCACUGCUGGCCUGGCUGUAGUCUUCAUCAGCCUUGGCUCGUUGAAAGUUCUGCUCAUCAAGUUUUCUGAAAAUGAAGAAGGGAAGUAUGAGUAUCUCCCCGUGACUGUGAACGUCUCAUCAGAGCUCAUCAAGUUGGUGGUGUGUCUUCUUUUGUCCAUAAAAUAUUUCAUUAAAGAUCACAGAGACGGCAAGUCAUUCUGCUGCAGCAGCAGAACGGAGGUUCUCGACUUUGCAAAAUGGUCUGUGCCUGGGGCCCUUUAUUUCAUGGACAAUUUGAUUGCAUUUUACAUUAUCAGAUAUUUCCAGCCAGCGAUGGUAGUUUUACUUGGAAACUUUUACAUCAUCACAACGGCUGUGCUCUUCAGGAUUCUGCUCAAGAGGAAACUCAAUCGGACUCAAUGGGUGUCGCUGUUCAUCCUCUUCCUGUCCAUCAUGAUCUUAUCCCUCCAAUCACAGCAGGACGUUCAAGUGGAUCACCAUAGGCAUCACGCUGUCAAUCAUCUUGUUGCUACGGACAACCAGAAUAUGACAGGUGUCUGUCAACCAAUGAGACACUCGUUUUCAGUACAGCACAAAAAUACUACGAAUUCUAAAUUAGAAAGACAGGAUGUCUUUACUGACACGAUAGACAAUUCUGGUGGAUUUAAAUUCGAAUUUAACGAAGGAUACAUUCUAGUCCUCAUACAGUGCAUUAUAUCUUCGACUGCAAACGUCUAUAAUGAAAAAAUAUUCAAGGAAGGUGCUGGCAUGGAGGAAAGCAUUUAUAUUCAGAAUAGUAAACUGUAUUUCUUCGGGGUCAUAUUCAAUGCCAUAAUUCUUCUCAUUCAGAGUAUCUACCGUGGUAGAUUACUGCACUGUGGCUUUUUCUACGGACACAAUAUCUACUCCGUCAUGUUAACAUUUGUGACUGCAGGCUAUGGACUGACGGUGGCGUUAAUUUUGAAGUUCCGUGAUAAUAUGUUCCAUGUGAUGUCGACACAAGCUACGACGGUUCUGAUGAUUUCAGCGUCGAUGUACUUCUUCAACUUCCGGCCGCCCUUGGAGUUUUUCCUCAGUGCUCCGAUAGUCUUGUCUGCAAUCUACCUGUUUAAUAUAACGAAGAGUAAAAAGACUGACGGUAAUGGAGAUUAUAGACCAUUGGAAAACGCAGAAGAUGGUGACGUACCAGAGGAGAGGCGAGCUCUCGUCAAUGUGAUAGCCAAUGAUUUACUGGAAGAUUAACCCAAUAUCCUCCUAUGCCAAGGUCUACUUGCUGUAAGUUCAAUGCCGAUUUCAAUGCAAAAACUUGCUGCUUUUUCCGUGUUCAGGAUUUGACACACAUUCACCCAGUUACUUGAAAUGAUAUCGUUCGAAGUGAGUGGACAUUUCUUAUAUUUCUUAUUGACAGAAAUUUGACGGUGAGUAAAUGAUUGUUCACUCAGAACUCGUCACUAAUUCGGCAUUUAAUUCAUGGUGACUGCUGACCUGGGGGUACAGGGUUUGCAUUGACUGGUGCAUGAGGGUAGCUCGGUAGCAAGCCAUGUCUUUCAAAAAUGAAGGUGCUCACUUUUUUGAGCCUUCUAGAUAUUUCAAGGCCCACACUUUUAAAGGGUAAUUGGAUUAAUUAGAUCUAAGAGCCAAAUUUGUAGCUUACUUGUUGCAACCAGAAUUUUCACUGUUUUCUGUUUGCUAUACUAGCUUGCUGUAGUCUGCCAGACUAGAAUUUGCGGGGACAAAUCGAAAUUAAAAAAAAAGUUUGAGGUGCUCAAUUUUCUGAGCUAUGUGCUCAUGAAAGUGAGCACCUUAAUUUGAUUUAAGGUGCACUGAGGUGCUCAAGUGUAAUUGAGCGCCUUAAAAGGCAAGGCCUACCGAAGGCAUUAUUUCUUUGUAUAAACCUGCAUUGAUUGACUAACCCAUGCCUAUUCUAUCAAACACAGGAUUUUUGGCUCACCGUAGGGGAGUCUAUACAACAGCGCAGUGUCCGUCGUCCGUCGUCGCCAUCGUCUGUAUCCUGUUUCAAAAACAGUGGCACGUUUCUUAACUGCUAAAGGUACGAACUUGAAACUUUGUACACAGGACCCCCCCAGGUCAGGUGACCUCUGACAAAGAAUUUCGGUCUGAUCUCAUUCUUGACUUGGCCACCAGGGGGCCAGAAGUGGAAACCUAAAAGUGUGAUAUCUCUCUUAUGAGUGACUUGUUUUCGAUGAAAUAUUUAUGGUAGGUUCUCCUAGCAAGGAUACAUCACAUAUCAUAUGGGUUUUAGAUUUAACCUAAUUUUCAAGGUCACAGAUGUCAAAUGGCGUAAAUUGGCCGUUUGAGUGUAACUAUAGCACGUUUCUUAACUGCUAAAGCUAUGAACUUGAAUAUCGGUACAGAUGACUCCCUACAUCAUAUAACCGCUGACAUCAAAUUUCAAUCUGAUCUUAUUCUUGACUUGACCACCAGGGGGCCAAAACUAAAAAAGGUAAAAAGUGCAAUAUCUCGCUUAAUAGUGACUUGUUUUUGAUAAUAUUCUUAUGGUACUUACUCCAAGCAUAGAUGCAUCACAUGUCAUACCGACUUUGGUUUGACCUAUAUGCUAUACAUGUACAAUGUUUCUUAACCAGGAUGAAUUACAAAGCUUCAGCGUGGAAAAAACAAAGUGGCUUGGAAGGGAUUUGAACCCGACACCUUUUUGUCAAAAGUUCUGGACACAAUCCAACUUUAUGCUGAAAUUAGCCUUUUAUUCAAUUUCUCCGAACUUUUUGUUACACCUCCUAUUAAACAUGUUAAAAUUCUCAACAACCAGGUACAAAUCCCCUUUGUAUUAUGAAAAUACUUUUUGUCUUACUGCAAUUUGUAGUCUACCUCUCGCCUACAGUCCUAAUCCCAAUUGACAUCCGUCCUGCUUCGCGUCCCACGCGUCAAUGACGCACAAGUGACAUGCUUAUCUUUCUAUUUUUCACAUAUAUUACGCUCGGUCCAUGCGCCACUUAUGCACGACCUACGCACUAGGUAGCGUGUCACUGACGCUAUUUGGGUGAUUAUCAGAUUAGGGGCCCAAUAGGAC